Molecule: messenger RNA, 1221 nt
Organism: Cyphellophora europaea CBS 101466
Lineage: Eukaryota; Fungi; Ascomycota; Eurotiomycetes; Chaetothyriales; Cyphellophoraceae
Exons: 1
Coding region: 1-1221 (406 amino acids)
Cellular component (GO): cytoplasm
Molecular function (GO): phosphatase activity
Source: RefSeq, a predicted model, not a curated record
AUGCUGCCUAGAGAUUACAGUCCGCCAUACCUGUACGCCCCCAAACCUCGCCAUCGAUGCUGGUCCCUCCGCACUACGACGAUUAUACCCGCGCUCGUGUUCCUGACCGUGACUGUUUCGAUCCUGUUCAUGAUGAAGGAAGCACCCGCGUCACUACCGACGACGCCCGGCACCGCUGAGCCGGGGCAUGAUGGCUCGGUGUGGUUCCGAUUGCAGGCAGUACCGGAUUACUUUGUUCAGUCAGACCCUACAACGAACGACUCCAGCUUCUCCUUCCUCACCAGCAAUUUCGGCCUCGUUUCUCGAUCCUAUUCCUCCGAUCCUUCGUACCCAUCAGACAAGCCCGACCCGACGCAGUGGGAGCUCUUCUUCCACCAUCUUGAUACGCUGAACGCGGAUGCCCCGCCUUCAACAACAUACCGGCUGCUAUUCCUCGGUCGGCACGGUCAGGGCUACCACAACGUGGCCGAAAGCUUCUACGGCACAGUGCAGUGGGACUGCUACUGGUCGACUCUGGAAGGGAACGAAACGGUAUCGUGGGCUGAUGCGCACCUCACGACCGUGGGCCAGGGACAGGCCCGCACCGCCUCUGCUUUCUGGGACUCGCAGAUCCGAGAUCAAAAGAUGAAGACGCCGGACGCAUACUACCUCAGUCCCUUUGAUCGGGCGAUCGAGACGGCCGAUAUCACGUAUCGAAGCUUGACCUUCCCUCCGGGCUCAGCUCCAUUUAGCCCUCUCAUCAAGGAAAUGCUGCGCGAGACUAACGGCGUGCAUACUUGCGACCGGCGCUCACCACUAUCCACCAUCAAGGCACGUUGGCACGAUCCCCCGUACAGAAUCGAAAAGGGCUUCUCGGAGAAGGACGAGCUAUGGAAGCCUGAUCUACGAGAAACAGCUUCGGCACACACGGCGCGGAUGCUCCAUGCUCUAGAUGACAUUCUCCGCCACGAUGACAGCACCGUCAUCUCCAUCACCGUCCACUCCGGCGUCAUUGCAGCAAUUCUUCGCGGCGUCGGUCACCGCGUAUUCAAGAUGGAGACUGGCGGUAUCAUCCCCGUGCUGGUCAAGGCCGAGCGCGUAGAAGGUCAGCGGCCAAAAAUGGACACCGAGCCGUGGCGUCCGAAGCCGGAUUGCCCUCCCGACGUCAGCAUUUCAGCCAGAGACCCAGCGACGGAUAAUUUCAGGGACUUCCUGGAAGUCAACGGGGGCAUUCGUCUGUGA